Myxozyma melibiosi is the source of this 825-nucleotide messenger RNA. RefSeq lists its product as uncharacterized. NCBI's taxonomy places the organism in Eukaryota, Fungi, Ascomycota, Lipomycetes, Lipomycetales, Lipomycetaceae. The record is from RefSeq and is a predicted model, not a curated record. The transcript has a single exon. Gene Ontology annotation, cellular component: mitochondrial large ribosomal subunit; ribosome. The coding region runs from base 1 to 825 and encodes 274 amino acids. Gene Ontology annotation, biological process: translation. Gene Ontology annotation, molecular function: structural constituent of ribosome.
AUGGAGUUUGACUUGAUUGAUUUGUCGAUGCAGAAGAAGGACGACGCGAAGCCUGGUGAGGAGACCAAGACGGAGGAAGAUCGCGAGCUUGAGGAACUUAAUCGCUCGCUGGAUCAGUAUACUGCCGGUCAGGAAGGCAAGCCAGAUGCGACUGCUGAGUCGGCUGAGAAAGCAAAGAUCCCGCCUGAGGAGGACCCGGAGCUUCUGGCCAUCACAAAGCCGACGCCAAAGAAAGCGAUCGACGUGCUCCUCUCGCCGCUGCAGAAAGCAGUCUACCUCCGCCAAACGACCGGCGUGGAUGACCCGCUCAUCACGGGCAAGAAGUACAAGUUCAAAGUCAACCGGCGGCUGCAGGAGCUCCUCGAGCCCUCGCUCUGGAUCAAAUCCCACACGCUCUCCGGCAGCGUCAAGAAAGUGACCCCGCUCCUGCGCUCGCUCCGGAAAAUGACCGUCACGCGCGCGAUCGCGCACUGCCAUUUCAACGUCAAGCACGAGGCCAAGCACCUCGAAACCCUUCUCUACCGCGCGCUCGACGAAGCAAAAGCGCUCGGCAUGUCCACCAAAGGCCUCUACAUCGCCCAGGUCUGGUCCGGCAAGGAACCCAAGCCGGAUAUGGCGGCGAGAUCGAGGAUCGAUUACAAAGGCCGUGGACGGGCCGGUACGCUGCUUAGAAAGGAGCACCAUGUGCAGAUGAUUAUCAAGACUCCUGUUACGUUGGAGCGGAUCGCGACUGAGAAGAAGAAGAAGAUGAUGGGGAAGAAGCCGUGGAAUACGUUGCGCGACAAGCCGUUCUAUGAUAAGAGAGGGCAGGAGUAUAACUGGUGA